GUUUUGUUUUCCCCUUCCCCUGCCUUCUCUGAUGCACCGGAUGCACAGUUGGUCGUCAGCCACGUGAUCAUUUGUGAUUACUUGCGAGAAUUAUUAAUUACAGUUAUUUCGGCGAAGACAAACGUGACUUGUUCAUGCAGAACGUAAUGAAAUCCUUUCGUGAGGUUCUUUCGGGUGCUAGCAAUAUUCUGAUUUUAACCGGCAGUGGAAUCUCCGCGGAAUCCGGUGUACCGACCUUCAGAGGUGCCGGUGGAUUUUGGCGUAAAUACCAGGCGCAGCAUCUCGCGACGCCGGAAGCCUUCAGGGCAAAUCCGUCGCUAGUAUGGGAAUUUUAUGAAUAUCGCAGGCAGUUAGUGAGCAAAGUCGAGUCGAAUAAGGCUCACAUAGCUGUGGCAGAGUUUCAAAAACGCAAAAUAGCGGAGGGCAAAAGAGUAUCGAUCGUCACGCAGAAUAUAGACGGACUGCAUCAGAAAGCUGGGGCGCGGGACGUGGUGGAGCUCCACGGUUCGCUUUACAAAACACGCUGCACCAAGUGUCGCAAUGUUGCUAUCAAUGAGAAUAUUCCCAUAUGCCCGGCACUAGCUGGGAAAGGAUCCCCUGAUCCAAGCAUUAUUACCUCUGAUAUCCCAACAGAGGAAUUACCACGUUGCAAGGUGGAAGGUUGCGGAGCGUUGCUACGACCCGACGUUGUCUGGUUUGGCGAACAGCUGGACGAAAAUGUAUUACAAAGAGCUCUUGACAUCGUUGAAACUUGUGACGCUUGCUUAGUUAUUGGGACUUCAGCAAUCGUCUAUCCAGCCGCAAUGUUCGCGCCACAAGUGGCACAACGCAAUGUACCAGUAGCGGAAUUCAACAUAGAGGAAACGCCAGCCACGGGACAAGUGCAGUAUCAUUUCCAAGGCCCCUGUACUACCACUGUGACGGAAGCACUGGCGCUCUAAAAUGGGAUUCGAACGUCUUGAUAUAAUUUAAUGAUCGAAUUAUCGUGCAAUUAAAGUCGACAGCGAAUCGCCAGGACCUUUCACCUCUACGAUCUUGUACUGAAACGGAGACACAUCGAGCUGUAAUUUGGUUCAAUCUCUUUCUGAUGAAACAUUUCAUCAAGAUUUGUUUUUUUGAACGCUAAGUUCCUUAAAUUAUAUGUAAGAAAAUGUAUUUUACCUUUUCUGUAGAUACAUUCCACACAAUUAAAUCUGGGAAGCCAGCUCUCCACAAUAAAAAAUUA
Molecule: messenger RNA, 1225 nt
Organism: Ooceraea biroi (clonal raider ant)
Lineage: Eukaryota; Metazoa; Arthropoda; Insecta; Hymenoptera; Formicidae
Product: NAD-dependent protein deacylase sirtuin-5, mitochondrial
Cellular component (GO): nucleus
Molecular function (GO): protein-malonyllysine demalonylase activity; histone deacetylase activity, NAD-dependent; NAD+ binding
Source: RefSeq, a predicted model, not a curated record